AUGGUUGGAAUGAAGGUUUUCGCCGCUGCAUCGGCGGCGUUGUCCACUUUUGCGUCGGCUGCUUUUGCCUUGGAUGUGGAUCUCAAGUCCAACCUCGCAGUCUACUGGGGUCAAGGAUACAAUCAGGAUCGUCUGAGCCAUUUCUGCGAGGAGUCCUCGCCGGAUGUCAUCGUCUUGGGCUUCAUCAAUGUUUUCCCCACGGCCGUUGGAGUCUGGCCAGGCUCCAAUUUUGGCAAUCAGUGUGAUGGUACAGUCUAUGAGGGUACCGAGCUUCUCUCAGGAUGCCACCAGAUCUGGGAAGAUAUUCCCGUCUGCAAGGCUAUGGGAAAGACUGUUCUGCUUUCCCUUGGUGGAGCUGGUGCCACCACUGGUGUCCUAGACGAUGAAACUGCCGAGUGGUUCGCUGAUUUCCUGUGGUACUCGUUCGGUCCUUACAAUGCCUCUGCUGUCGCAGCCGGUUUCCCUCGUCCUUUCCAAACUGCUACUAUCGAUGGUUUCGAUUUCGAUGUCGAGUCGAAUGGCGAUCACGGAUAUGCUUCCAUGGUAACUCGCUUCCGCGAGCACUACGACAACUACCCUGAGCAGAAAUACUACAUCGCAGGUGCCCCUCAGUGUGUCAUCCCUGAUGCGCAGCUCGGCGAUGCGAUCGAGAAUUCCGCCUUCGACCUCAUUUGGGUUCAGUUCUACAACACCCCAUCCUGCUCUGCCCUGUCCUACUUCGAUGCUAUUCCGGGCUUCAACUUCGAUGCAUGGGUUAGUGCUGUUCUGAGCAGUGCCAAUCCUUCUGCCAAGCUAUACAUUGGACUGCCUGCAGAUACUGCCAGCGCUUACUACCUGACUGAGGAGGAAGUUUUUGUCCUGGUUCAGAAGUACAUGCUCCUGUAUCCUGAUACCUUCGGUGGUAUUAUGUUGUGGGAGGCUACCACCGCCGAUGAAAACAUUGACGCCCGGGGAUUGAACUAUAUGGAGCAGAUGAAAGAGGUUCUCUACUACUUUGCUCCUACACCGACGCCUACACCGACGCCGAGUGUUACCCCUAUCGCGACAUCGACCCCGGUCCCCAGCUCGACCGUGUUGCCUACCUCGGUGACCCCGUCAAGCUCUGCUACUCCCUCCAGCGUUGCUACCCCGUCGAGCUCUGUGACCCCCUCCAGCGUUGCUACCCCGUCGAGCUCUGUUACCCCGUCGAGCUCUGUUACCCCGUCGAGCUCUGUUACCCCGUCGAGCUCUGUUACCCCGUCGAGCUCUGUUACCCCGUCGAGCUCUGUUACCCCGUCGAGCUCUGUUACCCCGUCGAGCUCUGUUACCCCCUCCAGCUCUGUGACCCCCUCCAGCGUCGCUACUCCCUCCAGCUCUGUGGUUCCCUCUAGCGUUGCUACCCCAUCGAGCUCUGCUACUCCCACUCCCUCGGGCUCCGUGGCUCCCUCCAGCGUUGCUACUCCCUCGGGCUCUGCUACCCCGUCUAGCUCUGUGACUCCCUCCAGCAUUGCUACUCCCUCGGGCUCUGCUACCCCCUCUAGCUCUGUGACUCCCUCCAGCAAGCCGAUUUCUAGCCCGACUGCUUCCCCUAGCUCGAUUGCUCCAUCUCAAUCGACCCACGCAAGCUCUCAGUCUAGCCACGCCAGCUCGUCCGUGAAGCCUUCCGGCUCUGGAAGCACAUCUCUGUCUUCUUCGACCGCUGUUCCCGUGGGUCCUUCGAGCGUGGUUUCUACCUCGAAGCCCAUUCGUACUCCUGUUCCCUCGCGGACUCCAAUCGUUCCCACUAAGCAGUCGACAUCCGCGAGUGUUUCUAGUUCGAGCGUGAAGCCUUCAUCAGCUGCUUCCUCUAGUUCUGGCGUUGUUGCAUCCAGUACUGGUGCUUCAUCUGCUUCUUCUGGCGCGACCACAUCCAGCGCUGCUUCUUCAGCUGCUUCUUCUAGCGUUGUUGCAUCCAGCUCUGGUGCCUCUGGUGCCUCGGGCAUUGCUACCUCUAGCAUUUCUGAGUCGAGUGCCUCUUCUGGUGCUGCUACUUCCAGCACUGUUGGCUCGGGUGGUUCUGGUGCUUCAACUGCCUCCACCGCUGGUGCUUCCUCUUUCACUUCUGGCCAAUCGGUCGGCACCGGCGCUCCUGGAUCUAUUCCUACCGUUAGCGGAACUGGUCUGACGAAGACAGCUACCAUCACUGCCUCUCCUUCAGUGACCCCGGCUCCCACUUCAUCCCCGGAGACUAUCACAACUGUUAUUGUCACUUCGUACACAGAUAUUUGCCCUACUGGUUUCACCACUAUCACCACCACCAUCACCACAUAUGUUUGCCCUGAAACUGCAGUCACUGCUACCGCCACUAACCCUCCAUCGGGGGCUGUCACCACUACUGCUACCGUUCCUGAGGGCUGGCACACUACUGUGACUGUCUGCACCCACUGUGCUGCUACUCCCACGACUGUGACUCUGACUCUGCCUAACCCCACGACAACCGUCGCGGCUGCCACCGAGACUACCGUCGCGCCCGUUACCGAUUCAUGGACAGAGACGUGGACUACCACCGUCUCUUUCUGUGAGACAUGCGGCGAGACUGGCUCGUCUGUCAUCGUGACUGUGCCUUACACUGCCCCUGCUGCUGUUGAGACAGCUACCCCCACAUGGGGCUCAGGUGCAUCUGCUGGACAGGGCGAGGGAUCUAGCCCUAGUGGAGCGUACACUGUCGCUACUUCCGUUGAGACACUCACUUUGACAUGGGCCUCUGGUGCCCCCUCCGGUGCCCCGGCUGGACAAGGUGAGGGAUCUAGCCCUAGUGGCGUGCCUCAGCCCCCCGCUAGUGGGUCCGCCAGUGUGAUCCCCAGUCACCCGGCUUCCACGGCUCUGGUCACUGGAGUUGCCGCCCUUCACACCUCCAGCCAGGCUCCAUCAUUUGUCUUCCACCCUGCUACCACGAGCAUUGUCUCCGGUGGCUCAGCAACCGCCAGUGCCACACCUCAGGGUGCCGCCCCGGCGUACAAUGCCGCUGGUUCUCGCUCGGACAUGGUUAAUUUCUUCGGAGUGGCCUUUGCCGUUCUCCUGUCCGCUCUUCUAAUGUAA
Messenger RNA from Penicillium longicatenatum, 3057 nucleotides. RefSeq names its product class III chitinase ChiA1 (gene chiA1). Lineage: Eukaryota; Fungi; Ascomycota; Eurotiomycetes; Eurotiales; Aspergillaceae. The coding region runs from base 1 to 3057 and encodes 1018 amino acids. Gene Ontology annotation, molecular function: chitinase activity. The record is from RefSeq and is a predicted model, not a curated record. Gene Ontology annotation, biological process: carbohydrate metabolic process. Gene Ontology annotation, cellular component: extracellular region. The transcript is spliced from 3 exons.